Messenger RNA from Aspergillus ruber CBS 135680, 2102 nucleotides. RefSeq names its product putative acyl-CoA dehydrogenase. The coding region runs from base 280 to 1923 and encodes 547 amino acids. Gene Ontology annotation, molecular function: flavin adenine dinucleotide binding; acyl-CoA dehydrogenase activity. NCBI's taxonomy places the organism in Eukaryota, Fungi, Ascomycota, Eurotiomycetes, Eurotiales, Aspergillaceae. The record is from RefSeq and is a predicted model, not a curated record. The transcript is spliced from 5 exons.
AUCUAGGCAUGUGAUAGAGUUAAAAUAGUAGAUCUCACCGUCCUUAUCCAGCAACCUCCGAGGGUGCGUGUAACUGACUCUCCAUACUCUCUUCGGCGUAUCCGGCAAUAUCACCGCUCCUGGAUCCCCUUAUAUAUGGCCGGCCGCUGGUCUACCCCGGACAUUUUUGUGGUUUCUUUAAAUCUUUUCUUUUUCUCCUUUUGACUUUUUUUUUUUUUCUUCUUCCUCUUUACCCCGGACCCCGGAUUCUUUCUUAGCUUGAACGGAAUUCAGCACAAAAUGGCCAAGGCAUUUAGUAAGGAAGAUGUCGCGUCGCAUAGCAAGCCUGAUAACCUCUGGGUUGUGAUUGAUGAGGAUGUCUAUGACUUGACUCAGUUCCAAGAGGAGCACCCAGGUGGAAAGAAAAUCCUCUCCCGAGUCGCCGGAAAAGAUGCCUCAAAGCAAUUCUGGAAAUACCACAACGAAGGAGUCUUGAAGAAGUAUAAGGGCAAGCUGCAGGUCGGAUCACUGAACACCAAGAAGGCUGAGCCCGCACCACCAGCGCCUGCUCCGGCCAAAGAGGCUCCCAAGCCCAAGGCUGCGCCUGCGCCUGCUGCUUCCACGGCCGUGGCUUCGUCUGAGCCUUCACAGCCUCAUGAUCCGUAUGGUGAUCUUGUGCCGUUUGCGGAUCCUGCUUGGUACCAUGGUUACCACUCUCCCUACUUUAACGAGACCCACGAAGCCCUCCGCGCUGAAAUCCGCGAAUGGGUUGAGUCCGAAAUCGAACCCUAUGUGACCGAAUGGGACGAGGGCAAGGAAGUGCCCCACAAAAUCUACAAGCAGAUGGGUGAACGCGGCUACCUGGGUGGUCUGCUGGGUAUCAAGUAUCCUGUCGAUCAUACCCCAUACAGAGUCAAGUCUGUGCCCCCAGAGCGCUGGGAUCACUUCCACGAGAUGCUCUUGACCGACGAGCUGUCGCGCGCGGGUAGUGGUGGUCUGGUGUGGAACUUGCUCGGUGGUUAUGGUAUCGGGUGUCCGCCACUGGUCAAGUUCGGUAAGAAGGAACUCAUUGACAGGAUUUUGCCUGGUAUUCUGGCUGGUGACAAGCGUAUCUGUCUUGCCAUUACUGAGCCGGAUGCUGGUAGUGAUGUUGCCAGCCUUGGGUGCGAGGCUAAGCUUACUCCUGAUGGCAAGCACUACAUUGUCAACGGUGAGAAGAAGUGGAUUACCAAUGGACACUGGUGCGAUUACUUCACUACUGCGGUUCGUACUGGCGGACCUGGAAUGAACGGUCUUAGUCUACUUCUGAUUGAGAGAGAAAGUGGCGGUGUCAGCACCAGACGGAUGGACUGCCAGGGUGUCUGGAGCAGUGGCACCACAUAUGUCACCUUUGAAGACGUCAAGGUGCCCGUGGAGAACGUCCUCGGAAAGGAGAACCAGGGAUUUAAGGUAAUCAUGACCAACUUCAACCACGAGCGCAUCGGCAUCGUAAUCCAAUGCGUCCGCUUCGCCCGUGUCUGUUACGAAGAAUCCGUCAAAUAUGCCCACAAGCGCAAAACCUUCGGCAAGCGCCUCAUCGACCACCCCGUCAUCCGCCUCAAACUCGCGCACAUGGCCCGCCAAAUCGAAGCCAGCUACAACUGGCUCGAGAACAUCAUCUAUCAAUGUCAGCACAUGGAAGAAACUGAAGCCAUGCUGAAGCUCGGCGGUGCAAUCGCAGGUCUGAAGGCGCAGUCGACUACGACGUUCGAGUACUGUGCGCGCGAGGCGAGCCAGAUAUUUGGGGGAUUGAGCUAUAGUCGUGGCGGACAGGGGGGGAAGAUUGAGCGGUUGUAUCGAGAUGUUAGGGCCUAUGCUAUUCCGGGUGGGAGUGAGGAGAUUAUGUUGGAUUUGAGCAUGAGGCAGAGUUUGAGGGUGCAUAAGAUGUUUGGGAUGAAACUGUAAUGCUGCUCUUUAUUUGGUUUAUUGGAUUUUGGAUAUACCAUGAGGAUAAUUUCUUUGCUUAUAAUUUGGAUGUCAUGUAUAAUAGCUCUAUCAUGUUUCAUGUUAUUUCUUCACCUCUUCACUACCUAUUACGCACACCUAAAUGCAAACAAGAGCUUGUGACCCAGAAAAUAAGUAGG